GCGCAUGCGCUGUAGCACUAGCAUUCCGAUUAGUUUACCCCAACGACUGGAGACGCCAACUUAGUGAAAAUGAUUGUUUUCCUUGUUAUGGGCUGAAGGUACCAUUAAACCACCAAUUAAUAUUUUCAGCCGACUGAUAGAAAGUUGUUAUAAUCAGUGAAAUUUUAUGAAGAGCGUAUGAAAAAAUUGCUCUAGUGAGCAAUGUGUGUAAAGAGACUAUAGAAUGUGGGCAUAUAUGGGUGCCCCAUAGUGAAAUGACUGAAACUUUGGAGUUGGAAGGACACCCAUCCACUUUUUGAAAACAUACAAAGAUGAGACUUGGAUCAUUGACAUCGGCAUUCAAGAGGCUGAAAACCUGAAAUCCAAAGAGGUGUCUUUGCACCUCUAGAUCCAAGAUUUGUCUACAGGUGCUGAAUGAGUUUUAUAAUGGGCCAAAGAUGAUUUGUGUGACACUGAAGCAUGAGUGUACUCACCAUGGCAGCUGAUGAAGUCAAAAUAGGAUCUGGAGAAGGCUCUGGUGAUUCAGUUGCUGGUGCUCGUGGGAAGGUAAAGAAGAGAAGCACUCUUGCUAAACUAGUUGAGAGAAAGCGCCAAGUCAGAAUUGGCAACAAAGACAGUGAAUGUGGGUCUUGCUUGUCUCUGCAAGAUGCAUGUUCUGCUCCUGGGUCUUCAAAAAUUGAUAUGACUGCUGAGAAAAAAUCUCCCUCCAAGUGCUUGCCAUGCUACAGUGAUCAAGAUAGCAAACCUGUCCCUAAGCCUCGGAAAAAUUCCAGGAGUGGUGAUAUUCAAAGUGUUGGGAUGGACGGUAUUAAUGAAGGUAUCUCUGGCGUUGUUGUGGAGACAGACAAAGUAAAAAAAUCACCAUCUGAUUCAACCAUUUAUCGGUUCCGCACCAUAAGAAUGGCUGCAGAUCAGGCAGACUUGACAGACAGCUUGAAACAAAGCCCCUUUGUCCCUAAACCCCCUCUUACUCCUCGCACUCCGAGGAAAGUAGUAGUAAUGCAAACCAAAGAAAAUGGGAAAAAUGGGGCAGUACACUUAGAGAAUCUUCAAAGCGAUGAAAAUGAGCUGCACAAUAUAGAGGAGCAAAAGGUGGGAAAAGGCUUUGCUGCUAGUGAGACAAAGGUUACAGAUAAACAGCAGCUAGUCAUGUACUCAGGACAAUCUGCUGGUACUGAAAAUCAUGAUCCAGCAGAUCAAACUUACAAGGAGUUGCAGAAGCAGUACACGCAAAUACUGUCAGACCUCAGAGACAUUGGUCAGCUUGAGUCGGAGCAAAGGGCCAUUCAGGGUCAGAACAGAAGAGCAGAGUCUGUGUUAUCUGACCCCACAGACAGUGGGUCAACGUUGGGGCAUUUAAUGCCUGUGCCAUUUAAGAAUGCACCACCACCACUAGAUUCAGACAUGGCAUCACACACAUUACGUACAGCAUACAAGGCUGAUCGGGGCUAUUGGGCGUACGUGGCACACAGGCAAAGAAAGCUAAACAAACCGAUGUCAGAUGGAGGAAGUGGUGGACAUCAUGGAUCCGAUGUGUCUUUCGCAUCAAGUAGUGUGAUGCCUGUCAUAACAACAAAGGAGGCUAGAUCAAGGAGUUUCUUGGUGGGUAGUGUAGGUUCAGGGGUAUACUCCAUGCUUGGACCAGAAGAAUUGGAGCGUUACUUUCCUGACAGACGCAUUCAUAUCUGGGUGGGCACAUGGAACAUGAAUGAGAUUAAGGAUGUAACUGUAUCUCUCAAUGACUUUAUCCUGCCUUUGGAACACGAUCUUGUGCAAGAUAUUUAUGCUGUCGGGACACAGGAGAACUGUGUGAACAGGGCUGAGUGGGAGAUUAAGAUACAGGAAACAUUGGGGCCAACUCAUGUUCUCUUGCACUCCGUAUGGUUUGGGUCUCUUCACCUUGUCAUAUUUAUUCGACGAGAUCUUAUCUGGUUUUGCUCAGUGCCAGAAAAUGCUGAAGUGACACUAAGAGCAAUGUCAAUGGUAAAGACAAAGGGGGCCAUUGGGAUUUCCUUCUCCUUGUUUGGUACCUCCUUCCUGUUCAUCAACAGCCACCUGGCAGCUGAUCGAGGCGUCAGCAGGAAUGAAAUCCGAAUGCAGGAUUAUGUCAAAGUCAUCAAGAAACUACAGUUACCUCGUCACGGUACAAGAUUUUCCCAGGCACACAAGACAGAUGUGACUUCUCAAUUUGACUGCGUGUUCUGGUGUGGUGAUCUGAACUUCCGUCUGGAAACACGGCGAGAGACUGUGGUGGCCAAAGUCAUUCAGAUGACAGCGGAAGACUGCAUUCCACAUUUUGAGGAACUUCUUAAAGGCGAUCAGCUUUCAAAGUUUAUAACAGAAGGAAAAAUAUUUGAGGGUUUCCAGGAAGGACGAAUCAAUUUUCCACCCACUUUUAAAUUUGAUAUUGACUCCGACAGUUAUGACACGUCACAGAAGAACAGGAAUCCAUCAUACACAGACCGAGUGAUGUUCCGGUCUCGCAAGAAGAACCAUAUCACCUGUCUGCACUAUGAUUGCGUCAGAAACAUCAAAGUUUCUGACCACAGAGCUGUCUUUGCUUUGUUUGAAGCAGUCCUUCGGCCAGGAAGGGAUAGUGGAUGCCUCAAUGGUGGACAGUUUGAUCGUAAUGUGUACUUAGAAGCUAAUCGAAGGCGAGCAAUGUCACAACAGUUAACGGGACAGAAAAACAGUUCUGUCUGUGUUCUUCAGUGACCAAUCAGUGCAGAAACAAGAGUUAAAUGAACUUAAUUAAAGCCAGUACCAUGGACAGGCCUUCUGCCAUACCAAGUGACAAGUUUAGCCGAGAAAAAUGUUGGAAGUGUUGUGUGGAGUUUUGUGACAGACCUGAUGUGAUAAUUCAACCAUCUUCCAGAGUGUGUUGCCUUUAAUUAUUCCUGUUGUUCACAUCAUCAUUAAUUGCCUUGUUGAUACAAUUUCCUCAUUACCUUGUAUAUUCUUGUGCACAUAAUUAUGUGUGCAUGCGUAUAGAAAAUUGUGUACAUCGGAUGGCAGUUUAGGAGAGAAGUGCUUUGGAGUGACUUGACAUGAGAAAUAAUAAUGUUGCUAAUAUAAUGAGAAAUAAGCACAACCUGCCUUUAUUUUUAUGAAAGAAUAUGGUUUUAAAAUAGCUGAUUAUGUUUUGUAAAAAUACCCUUGGUUUGGUUCGAUUGUAAGGUAUUUUAAAUGGGCAGCCAGGUCAACUCAACUCAAAGCCUGUUUUGUUUUCCUUGUGUUCAGCUUAUGGCAUAUCACAGCCAUGGUGUAACUUGGGUUUUGUAAAUUAUAUUUAUUUGUACUUUUUGUUUCCACUACAUUUAGCGUUAGUUCCAAAUUUUGUCUAUUCCGUCCAUUCAGUUUUUAAGAUCUGAGAUUCUAUUACAUUAUGCUCCUCAUGAGAUUUGUGUGCUUGUGAAUAGAUGGACAGGAAGGGUAGGCAAGGAGUGGGGAAGGCAGAUGUCAGUUUCAUUCUGGACAGUUUUUUGUUUUCUUACAAGUGCCUGAUGUGUUUCCCCGCAACGAAAUUGAUUAAUUAGCUGCACAGUAUCAUUGUGGACACUCAGCUAGGCAAGUCUUUAAAAGACAAGGAAAUAGAGUUUACUCAAUUUCAAGUGAUGUUAUUGCAUUAAGUAGAACUACAUGCUCAUUGUCUUUAAAAUUUGAACCAAAUUGUUGUUUUCUGCUGGUGUUGCAUGGCUCUUUAUGAGUCCAAGUAUAGUACGCUUAACAAUAGCUGGCAUUCAUAAUCAAGCAAAUCAGACAAGAGUCAGUAUGAAAAUGGCGUGUUGAUUAAAGAUGCAUAUUAUGUUGGAUGCUGAAUCUGCAAUUUUGUGGCCAAGGACCUCCCCUGAUAGAAAGCUUUAAUUUACAUCUAGAAAUCCAAAUUUCUCUUCAGGUUCUAAACUUUCUACCAUUUAUGUUCUCCUAUAUUUCUUUCCGGCUAAUAAAAGAGUGUGUGUGUGUGUGAGAGAGAGCUGCCAAUCCAAGAAAACAGUGUUUUAAGGAAAUGGUAGAUGAUAGAAACAGUAACCAUGGCUGGAAAUUCAUCACUGUAUUUUAAAAUCAUUUUCACAUGCAAGAUUAUUCAUUUAUCAGAGUUCAGAUAUAAAUGGAUAUGAACAUGGUUCUAAUAAGAUAUUAUGAAAGCUCUUUUAUUACUGUUUUUAUAUUUAUCAUCUGAAUUAGCUAUUACAUUGGUCUAGCUCACUGGUUCUUAACCUUGUUUGAGGUUCUGAACCCUUCUUUAGUGUCAUCACAAAUUGCGGGUGUGUCUUGACCUCCGUAGCGGAGGCUCCGCCGAACCCUUGAGACCAACUCACUGAACCCCUAGGGUUCGAUCGAACCCCAGUUAAGAACCACUGAAAAGUUUGCUACAAGUCUUGCCUACAAACUCAUGUCAUGAACUGUCCUUUAACAAACUUUAGAAAAUUUGGAAAAAAUUGCAAGAAAUGUUUUGUGUCAACUUGAUAUUUGAGUGGGCUAGUGGCCCCCCUACUUCUGGAAGAUAUUUUUUGUUUGUGAGUUGUGUUAGUUUUACAACCUGUUCUUUGUCUUGUAGUGUGUGAAUGGUAUUGUGAGGGCUUGUUAACAUGGAUUUCAAGACUGCAGAUAAAAUCUUUUUGGUUUCUUUUUUCCUCAAUAUUUUUGAAUUUAAGAAUGAAGUAAAGAAAUGGUAAAUAGGAUAAUCAGCCUCAAUAAUGUCCUCCAAGUCUUGGAUUGUUUUACACGUCAGACUAGUUAUUGUUAGCUUUCUGUGCCAUGUACAAAUCAUGAAAAAAAAAAAAAAAAAAAGUAUGGCUCAGUUGGCACAAACAGUCCAAGUAGGCUUUUCGAUAUUUAUAGUGUGACAGUGUAAGAUACUGCUGCAUUCAGCAAGAAACUUUAGGGAACACAGAGGUAGGUAGCUUUGGAAAAUAUAAAUCUAAAAAA
Pomacea canaliculata is the source of this 4929-nucleotide messenger RNA. Its product is annotated as 72 kDa inositol polyphosphate 5-phosphatase-like. Gene Ontology annotation, molecular function: phosphatase activity. The transcript has 13 exons. Bases 460 to 2715 code for a protein of 751 amino acids. The record is from RefSeq and is a predicted model, not a curated record. Lineage: Eukaryota; Metazoa; Mollusca; Gastropoda; Architaenioglossa; Ampullariidae. Gene Ontology annotation, biological process: phosphatidylinositol dephosphorylation.